This is a messenger RNA of Manihot esculenta (cassava), 1383 nucleotides long. RefSeq lists its product as uncharacterized. NCBI's taxonomy places the organism in Eukaryota, Viridiplantae, Streptophyta, Magnoliopsida, Malpighiales, Euphorbiaceae. The record is from RefSeq and is a predicted model, not a curated record. The coding region runs from base 1 to 1383 and encodes 460 amino acids. Gene Ontology annotation, biological process: DNA integration. The transcript is spliced from 4 exons. Gene Ontology annotation, molecular function: nucleic acid binding; RNA-DNA hybrid ribonuclease activity.
AUGCUGAAGGGCCCUGAGGGGUUCAAAGUCUGCUAUGCUCUACGCCUAGAGUUCAGCACCACUAACAAUGUAGCAGAAUAUGAAGCCCUAAUAAACGGGAUGAUGAUCACAGUAGAAGUAGGGGCAACUGAUCUCGAGGUAAAUAGCAAUUCCCAGUUGGUAAUCGGUCAGAUAACGAGGGCAUAUCAGGCAAAAGACCCAACCAUGCAGAGAUACUUGGCGAAGGUCAAGGCAAUAGAAGCUGAGUUACGAGGUCGGGAGAUCGCGAUAAGAUACCAGAGAAUACCUCAGGAAGAAAAUGAAGAGGCAGACCUGCUCAGUCGAUUGUCUAAAGAGGAGCUAGAACAACUCCCAGAUGAGAGGGAACGCUAUAAUGAAGUAGGAGAAGGGCGGAAUUGGAUGACCCCAUACCUCGACUAUUUGGAAAAAGGAAAACUUCCCGAAGAUAAAGCUGAAGCUAAGAAAAUUGCAGCUCGGGCUGCCAACUACCAGGCAAUAAGGGGAACUUUAUACCGAAGAGGGAAGUCCAGUCCGUGGCUCCGGUGUGUAAGCCCGGAGGAAGCUAUAAGGGUGAUGGAAGAAAUACACCAAGGAGUGUGCGGAGCUCAUGAAGGAGCUGGGACACUGGCAAACAAAAUAUUCAGACAAGGAUACUACUGGCCCACUGUUAAAAAAGAGGCGGAGGAGUUUGUCCGAAGAUACGAUAAGAAGUUUGUAGUAGUGGCUGUGGAGUACUUCUCAAAAUGGCCAGAGGCAGAGGCAAUCCCUACAAUUACAGCUAGAAAGAUGAUAGAUUUCGUCUGGGGCAACAUUAUAUGUAGAUUUGGGAUACCAAGAGUGCUCAUAUCGGAUAAUGGCAGACAGUUUGACUGUAAGACCUUCAAGGAAUUCACAGUAAACAUGGGCAUAUGGCACAAAUUCUCCUCGGUGGCCCACCCUCAAACCAACGGCCAAACAAAGGUCACUAAUAGAGCUAUCCUCCAGGGACUAAAGAAGAGACUGGAUGGAGCAAAGGAAAAUUGGGCAGAUGAACUCAACAGUAUCCUCGAGAGCACCAACGACGAUAAGUUGAGGAGUAACUUAGACGCCCUGGAAGAAGUUAGAGAAGAAGCUCAAGUCCGCACGGCUGCAUAUCAACAUAGGGCAGCUCGUUACUACAACCAGCGAGUCAGAGAAAGGAGCCUAAAGGUGGGAGACCUCGCACUAAGAAACUUGGAAGCCACUGGAAAAAGGGCUGCAGUUGGAAAGCUAGCACCAACUUGGGAAGGCCCCUUUAGGAUAACCAAAGUCGUCAAACCGGGUGUAUAUCGAAUUGAAGACCUGCAAGGAAAUCCAGAACCCCACGCUUGGAAUAUACAGCAUUUGAAGAGGUACUUCCUUUAA